AUGGUGUUUGCUCUGGCUUCGCGCUCGCUCCGCUCCACGGGCUUCCGCCCUGCUCUUUCUAACCUGGCUGGUGCCCGCCGUGGCUACGCCGAGGCUGUCAGCGACAAGCUGAAGCUCAGCUUUGUUGUCCCCCACAAGGUCAACGUUUCGGCUGUCAGCGGUGACCUCGGUAUCCUCGCUUCGCACGUUCCCAGCAUCGAGUCCCUCCGGCCUGGUCUGCUCGAGGUGAUCGAGUCGAGCGGCACGAGCAAGCGCUUCUUCGUCUCGAGCGGCUUCGCCACGAUCCACCCUGACAACAGCCUCACCGUUAACGCCGUUGAGGCCUUCACUCUUGACUCGUUCUCCCCCGACGCGGUCCGCCAGGGCCUCACCGAGGCGCAGCGCGUCGCCAGCGGCAGCGGCUCUCCUGAGGAGAAGGCCGAGGCCGAGAUCGAGGUGGAAGUCUACUCUGCCAUCCAGUCUGCUCUCUCGCAGAACUAA
Messenger RNA from Malassezia japonica, 480 nucleotides. It is a transcript of the gene ATP16, whose product is annotated as delta subunit of the central stalk of mitochondrial F1F0 ATP synthase, atp16. The coding region runs from base 1 to 480 and encodes 159 amino acids. NCBI's taxonomy places the organism in Eukaryota, Fungi, Basidiomycota, Malasseziomycetes, Malasseziales, Malasseziaceae. The transcript is spliced from 3 exons. Gene Ontology annotation, biological process: proton motive force-driven ATP synthesis. The record is from RefSeq and is a predicted model, not a curated record. Gene Ontology annotation, molecular function: proton-transporting ATP synthase activity, rotational mechanism.